Molecule: messenger RNA, 4162 nt
Organism: Spirometra erinaceieuropaei
Lineage: Eukaryota; Metazoa; Platyhelminthes; Cestoda; Diphyllobothriidea; Diphyllobothriidae
Source: the annotation of a GenBank genome assembly
AUGAGACUGAAGAGAGGUAAGGAACAUGCGCAACCCCGUUUUGCCCUCUUUAUCCUUGACACGUGUUGUCAUGCUGUCGAAGGCCUUUGCGCUAUCUGGCAAUUUACUUUGGCGGCUUAUUCCUGUCUCAUAGCAUUCUUCUGCGAUUGUAAUGCUAGUUGCUCCGCGCUCAGUCAGACCAUGAAGCGGAAUACGAACAGUCAUGGAAUCAUUUAGGCGCUGUUCGGUUUAUUCUUCUCGCCAAAUCUUUUGGAAAAAACAGAAUUGCUUGUUCCAGAAGCUGGGGGUUGCUGCAUUUGUAAACUUGCAGUUUAAUUGAGUCAAUGAUCGGGCUUUUCCGCCGGACAUCCGCUAUGUUGCCUUGGCGGAUGGUCAGGGCCAACAAUGAAUUUGUCGGUGACCUCCUAGUAGAUUGCGAAUGUGCAAGGCGCGUCUGAAUUACUUGACCCAACGCACCAUGGUGGCUCUGUCUGAAUUGAUUAAAAGCGCGUUGCAGGAACUGGAGGACUGUACACUACCUCGAUAGUUGCAUGGAAGUAAGCCAUUACACCAACCAGCGGUCUUGAAUCUUCAACUGCCUUAAUCGGGAAUAUCUGACGUCGUUUUCACCAGUGCAGCUCUUCGCAUAGGUCUCGUGAAGCUGCCCAUAUUCCUGGAUUUCUUCAUCGUCCUCGAAUUAAGCCUAGCAUAGACUGUAUACAGUAGAUUGUCUGACUCAUGAAAUGUCAACCGAAAUUCCGAAAUACGUUUUCGAUUCAAAAAGAUUAAUUAAGUAGGGUUGUAAAACUAGUCAGCCUACAACAUAAUUCCAUAAUAUUUCAGUUACCUCGGGGUGCCAGCUUUUGAAUGAACUUCCUUCCGGCUGCAUGCGAAAAACUUCCCCCUUUAAAAAAUGACUACAUAAUCAGCAUGCAUUUUUCUCAUUGAUUUUCGAUGCCCCAAAAAAGUCCAAUUAUAUUUCAUGGAAAACAUGCAUAAAAUAUCCAUCGUUUUGCUCAUUUGGUAGAUAAUUACGUCUUCUAAUUUUAUACUCGAAGGAGGGACAUAGGUUGAUUAUAAAAAAGUUUCUAAUUGUGAGCCUUUUAAAUAGCGUGAAAUGGCCGUUCAUAAAUCGUCAUAUGUCUGCAUUUACCAACGGGGCUUGCAAAGUUAACAAUAUGAAGCAAAUCCACUGCUUAGUUUUACGAACCCCAUAUGGUCCUCCUUUAUUACCGUAGAGGAAUGCGUGGUUUUCCGUACGCGGAAAAUAUACGGCUAUGUAGAUUGGAAACCCUGAAUCCAAGUGUGACGGUACAGCGGGUUCAAAAUGAUUCGGGAAAUGGAAAACUUUCUUAAAACCGGAUUAUGUCUCUCCUUCGAGUAUAUAAUUAGAAGAUGACGUAAUUGUCUGCCGAAUGAGCAAAAGCAUGAAUAUUUUUAUGCAUGUUUUCCAGAAAAUAUAAUUGAAUACUUGAGGACAUCGAAAAUCAAUGAAAAAAAUGCAUGCCAAUUAAGUAGUCAUAUUUUACAGAGUGUAGUUUUUCGCAUGCAGCCGGAAGGAAGUUCACUUGAAAGCUGGCACCCUGAGGUAACUGAAAUAUUAUAUAAUUAUGCUGCAGGCUGACCAGUUUUACAACCCUACUUAAUUAAUCUUUUCGAAGCGAAAACGCCUUUCGGAAUUUCGGUUGACAUUUCAUAAGUUAGCCCACCUACUGUACAGUUGCAAGAACUUUCAUUUCUGUUCUAUGUCUUCAUCGUCCAAGGCCUGCUUUCCUUUGGACUGGCAUUCAUUUUGAUGAUGGCAUUCGAGGAUUGAUACUGCAGUUCUCAACUUCUUUGUUGCUGUCGUCCCCUGAGGUCAUCUACGUGGCCGAAUUUGUAGUCUCGUCAUCAGACAAUUGGAUGUCAAUCAAUCCAUUAAUCAGUACCACACAUGUUACAGUUGGCGGUUCUGUCUCCUGACAAGUGCAUGGUCUAAAAGUUUCUAGUGAAGUAGGUGGGGAUGCAUGCGUUCUGAAUUUUGGUGGUCGGGAAGGUGAAUGGUGGUGGUGUUGUUGGUGAGCAAACCGCGUUCUGCUCAGGUUUGGAUGAUCGGCACCUUUCUAGAACGACCACGGAUCGUCUAAUACGCGGUGUGGUAUGUGACCACUUUCUGUGCCGACACAACCAGGGCUUACAGACCCUCGUAAAAUUUUCCACGCAGUGAAAACUGAAUUGUCAAGUAACCGAUGGUGAUCUUCUCGUGGGGAAGGCAGUUUGCGGUAAUGUCUUUUUGGAUGGCCAGGGGCGACUCUGGUUCCUGGUCAUUUUUCUUCCACGGAAGGAGUAUAAUUAGGUUUUAGAAAAGUUUCUAAUUAGGAGACUUUUUAAGACCGCGAUAUGUCCAUUCACAUAGAUCGUACCUGGCCGUUUACCACUGCUCCUCAUGAAAUGUACAACAUGAUCCGCAUCGACUGCACAAUUUUAUGGACCCUGUAUGAUAUCUCUUUAAUGACAUAGAAAAAUAUGGGAUUUUCUUUACGCGGAACGCAUGCACCUUGUAGAGUGUAAUCACUAAGCGCUAAUGCAACGAAUGAUCAGACUCCAAAUUUUUCGGCAAUAAGAAAACUUUUUUAAAACCUAAUUAUACGCCUUCCUUAAGUAUAAAAUAUAAAGAAGACGUAAUUCUCUAUUGUUUGACUAAAAGAAAGCAUAUUUGUGUUUUUGGUUUCUAUGAAAUAUAUUUGAAUUUCCAAGACCAUCGAAAAUCAAUGGGAAAAAUGCAUGCUACUUAAGUAGUCAUUUUUUACCGAGCAUGCUUUCUACAGGAGAUUGAAAAGAAGUGCAUUUAAAAGCCGACAUCCUGCCGAGUCCGAAAUGUUAUAAGAGUAUGACGCAAGAUAAUCAGUGUCACAACUGCGACCAAGUAAUCCUUCCUAAUGGAAAACGCAUUUCAGAAUUUCAGCCAACAUUUCAUGAGAUAGGUCACGCACUGUAGAACUUGCUCGCUCGUAUUAAAACUUCGUUUUCAACGCUUACCAUCAAUAACGAAAAUGACAAGUCGUCCUUUAAGUGGCUUAUAACGUUACCAGCGACGAUAAUUUCGCGUUCUUGCAUUAUGUCGAUGGUGAUGCGAGAGAGAGAGCACGAUUUUAUCUUGACGUCAGCGGAAAAUCGGGCUCCAACUUGAUGGCAACAGUCUUAUUUCUUCUCACUUGGCUCUCCCCUAGAAUGCCUCCUGUGGUGUUAUGGUCGUGCAAAAACCCGGUGGGAAGCCGGUCGGCAGACAAGAAGUCUCGUGACUGGGGAUGAUUUUGCCUGGAUCCCCCCACUCCUUAAGCCCACCAAAGGUAAUAACGGCGCCGCGGUGCAUCCACUCGUAGCCACUUGGACCUCCUGCGCUGAUGGCGGUGCAUCCGCUCGAUUGCUCAACAGUGUCGCCUCCAGCACUAACUCGCUCAGUGUCUCGACCGCACAUGCAGCAAGGCAACGGAAGAGCAAGAGACGGCGCCGGGGUGCCAGUCAGAUACUCUUCUGUUUCCGCCUCGAUCUGACUACCCGAGCCGAUUGUGCGGUUGAGCCCUCUCCACCCUCAACAAAUGCCUGCCAGGAGCGUUUCACUGCACUUCACUUCCGCUUCUGCCUGCCAGCCAAUCUGCCCUCAAGUUUCGAGUUGCCUACCACCUGUCUGGCUGGAGGCUCCGUGGCCAGUGUCGCCUAUAGCCUGAGACUGGAGAUACGCUGCUCAAACCCUACCUUGGGACAUAUUGUGCGACAUCCCUUCCGCGUCCUGCGAUCCCUCGAUCUGGCUGACUUCCCCACACUUAUGGUUGGUUUCUUUUACACUUCCGCAAUACUCGUCCUUAUUGGUCCGUCGCCAAUCUUUCAAAUCCUCCUCCUCCUCCUCCUUCUCCUCCACGCCUACUACUACUUCUGCUACUCCUACUACUACUACUACUACUACUACUACUACUACUACUACUACUACUACUGCUGGUACUACUACCACCGUCAUCGCCAUCACCAUCGCCAUCGCCAUCGCCAUCGCCAUCGCCAUCGCCAUCAUCAUCAUCAUCAUCAUCAUCAUCAUCAUCAUCAUCAUCAUCAUCAUCAUCAUCAUCAUCAUCAUCAUCAUCAUCAGCAGCAGCAGCAGCAGCAGCAUCAUCAUCAUCAGCAGCAGCAGCAGGGGCGGCACUGGUGGUGA